AUGGCCGGAAUGAUUCACAGUAACCUACCUGUAUUUGACGGCAAGGGGUUCGAUGAUUGGUGCGUGAAGAUGGACGCAAUUAUUGGCUUUCCAGAAGUGGACGAAAUAGUCAAGAAAGGCUUUAAAGAACCGUUGAAGGGAGACUCAGAAGAAGUGAAGAGACAACACAAGGAGAACAAGAGGUUGGACUGCAAGGCUCGAAUGUUGUUGCAUCAGUGUGUGUCGGCUGCUAUCUUCCAGAAAGUCUCGAAAGCUGUUACGGCAAAGGAGGUUUGGGAUAUCCUACAAGAAAGAUAUGGUAAUUCCGGCAAGGUGAAGAAGUACGAUCACAUCGUGGUUGCCAUAGAGGAAUGCAAGGAUCUUGAAACAAUGAAAGAAGAAGAACUGCAGAAUUCUCUAGAGGCGCAUGAGCAGCACUUAAUUGAAAGAAAGAAUGCAGAAAAGGAUGCGGUGCAAAGGAUGAAUCAAGCACUGCAGGCCAGAAACAAUCAAAGCUUCAAAGGUCGUGGACCUGGAAGAGGCAAAGGACGGACACGCGAUGGCCGAACAAGUGGUAAAAGCAUGAAUCCCUCUGAUCAAACCAGUGAAGACAAUGGAGGUGAGCAGAAGGAGGGAAACAAUAGAGGAGGCAGACAAUUCAGAGGCAGAGAAAGAAGAGGGCAUGAUAAAAGAAAUGUUCAAUGCUACACCUGUAAUAAAUACGGGCACUACUCUGCAGAGUGUUGGCACAAUGAAGCCGCGAAGAAGACCAAGAAUGACGAGAUGGUGAAUCUUGCUCAGGAGGAUUGUGAUUCGGAGUCAGAUCUUGUUGUGUUGAUGAGUACUCUAGAACGAUUAAGAGGAGUUGUGCAGAGAAAUAGUGCGAGACAGGUGUGA
Molecule: messenger RNA, 876 nt
Organism: Vigna umbellata (rice bean)
Lineage: Eukaryota; Viridiplantae; Streptophyta; Magnoliopsida; Fabales; Fabaceae
Molecular function (GO): zinc ion binding; nucleic acid binding
Source: RefSeq, a predicted model, not a curated record